AUGCACGGAAUACCGAAAGGUCUGAUGUUUGCUGUUUACUAUCCAGUCAUUGCAACAAUUGGAGUGCCAGCUAAUUUGACAGUGAUUGCGAUCCUGUCUCGAAGAAGAUGUGGUCUGUCUGGGUGUACGAUCUAUUACCUUGUGUCCAUGGCAGUGACAGAUCUCCUGGUCCUGGUCACCUGUGUAAUAUUAAACCGGAUUGCUGGGAUUUACUUUCCAUACAGUUUCCUGUCUACUACUCCAGUUUGUCGUCUCCGUGCUGUCUUAAAUUCCACUGCCGUAGACAGCUCUGCUUGGUUGACUGUCACUUUCACCUUUGAUAGAUUUGUGGUGAUUUCUUGUCAGAAGCUGAAAACAAAAUAUUGCACCAAAAAGACAGCAGCAUGGGUCAUUGGAAUCGUGUCUACAUUGUGCAGUAUAAAAAACGCGUUUUUGUAUUUUAUAUAUGAACCUGUGUACACAUUUAACAAUGUACCCUGGUUCUGCAAUAUAAAAUUAAUAUUUUAUAUGUCACCUGCAUGGGCAGCAUAUGACUUAUUUCGUGGCAUUUUCAAUCCUUUUCUCCCAUUCAUUCUGAUUUUACUGCUCAAUGCUUUGACCAUUAGAUACAUUAUCGUGGCCAAUGGAGCCCGCAGGAGACUCCGGGCCCAGAGUCAAGGAGAGAAUCAGAGUGAUGCAGAAAUGAAAAAGCGGAGAAAGUCCAUCGUUUUACUUUUUGCUAUUUCAGGCAGUUUCCUCUUGUUGUAUUUUUUAUCUUUUAUAACGAUCCUGUAUGUGCGAAUUGCAAAAGUUACCUAUUUCUCAGGUUCAGAUUUCAGUCAAUCGAUAUUUAUCCUUGAGGGGAGCGCAUUUAUGAUUUUAUUUUUGUGUUCCUGCAUCAACCCGUUUAUUUAUGCUGGAACCCAAAAUGAAUUCAGAGUCGAGUUAAAGAAUGGGCUGAAAUAUCCACUGCUUCGACUUCUGAAACGAUUCGAAAUUUGA
This is a messenger RNA of Rhincodon typus (whale shark), 981 nucleotides long. RefSeq names its product probable G-protein coupled receptor 139. Gene Ontology annotation, cellular component: plasma membrane. Lineage: Eukaryota; Metazoa; Chordata; Chondrichthyes; Orectolobiformes; Rhincodontidae. The transcript is spliced from 2 exons. Gene Ontology annotation, biological process: G protein-coupled receptor signaling pathway. Bases 1 to 981 code for a protein of 326 amino acids. The record is from RefSeq and is a predicted model, not a curated record. Gene Ontology annotation, molecular function: G protein-coupled receptor activity.